GAUGCUCUACCUCAGGGGCUUCACUGUUUUUGUCUGUUGUGUGGUUCUCUUUGUCAAGCCAAGCCAUGGCUCUGAGAUCAUUGAAGGUGAAGAAGUGACGCCUCACUCCCUGCCUUUCAUGGCGCUGCUGACGGACAAACGUUUUAUCUGUGGAGGGAUACUGAUCAGUCCAAAAUGGGUCCUGACUGCAGCCCACUGUGCAAAGGUUUCGUUUACGGAGGUGAUGCUGGGAGUUCAUGCCAUCAAUGAAAUAGAAAAAGAUUCUCGGCAGGUAAUACAGGUGAAGAGAUUUCCUCAUCCCUGUUAUGAUGAGGGUGAAAAAGCCAACGACCUCAUGUUGCUCAAGUUGAAAAAAAAGGUGAAGAAAACCAAGACGGUGCAGUGGCUUGAGUUGGGUAACAACAUCAAAUACCCGGCAGCUGGCUCAAACUGUCUGGUGGCUGGAUGGGGGAAGACAAACAACAUCGCCAAGCAGAUGUCCAAUGUUCUGAUGGCCGUCAAUGUGACCGUGAUUGAAAGGGAGAAGUGCAACUCGCCUCAAUAUUACAAUCUGAAACCUUUUAUCACCAGCAGCAUGAUUUGUGCCGGUUCAGACGGCAAAAACCAUGCAGACACCUGUCAGGGGGAUUCAGGAGGACCACUGUUGUGCAAUGGACAGCUUGUUGGAGUGACUUCUUUUGGAUGGAAGUGUGGUGUUAUCAAAAAGCCUGGAGUGUAUUCUUUUCUCUCUGAGAAACAACUCAGCUGGAUUAAGAAGACCAUGAAGAAGUCUGAUGUAUAAUCAUUACAUCCUGCAGACUUUUUUGUAUUUUUAAGUUAACCUUUAGAUUCUCUUUUGUAAUGCCAGAUCAUUUGAAUGAACUCCUUCAGCAAUUAAAUCAUGUAAGCAACAUUCACCACUUACUCUAUCAGAUAAGCCGGCUUGUCUAUGCCUGUUUUAUGUCCACAACUUUAAAUACUUUAUUCUAAGUGGUUUAUGUGCCAUGCUUAUAAUUGUGAACUGUGUCAGCUGUCCCACAGGAGGCCCAACAAUCAGGGGACUACACCAAAAUAGUGAACAGGCAGUUGUGGUGCUAAGAAUUGUGUCUUAUUUUUCUGAUAGUUUGGUAAAGGUUGGUCCUUUUUUCUAUCAUUUUGUUGACUUUUUGACUUCAUGUUUUUUUCAACCUAUAACAAUAAAAGAAAAUAAUGUAGCCCAGCCCUCCCGCCUGAUCUGACAUGGUGACCACUGAAACAGAAAAAUCAAUUAGAUCGCAAGAAAGUAUCAAAGUGGCAUUUAACAUGCA
This is a messenger RNA of Cheilinus undulatus (humphead wrasse), 1286 nucleotides long. Its product is annotated as granzyme A-like. NCBI's taxonomy places the organism in Eukaryota, Metazoa, Chordata, Actinopteri, Labriformes, Labridae. The record is from RefSeq and is a predicted model, not a curated record. The coding region runs from base 2 to 781 and encodes 259 amino acids. The transcript is spliced from 5 exons. Gene Ontology annotation, molecular function: serine-type endopeptidase activity. Gene Ontology annotation, biological process: proteolysis.